This is a messenger RNA of Anoplopoma fimbria (sablefish), 382 nucleotides long. Its product is annotated as transmembrane protein 178B-like. The transcript has a single exon. The record is from RefSeq and is a predicted model, not a curated record. NCBI's taxonomy places the organism in Eukaryota, Metazoa, Chordata, Actinopteri, Perciformes, Anoplopomatidae. The annotation marks the transcript as partial. Gene Ontology annotation, cellular component: membrane.
AUGGCCGCCGGGAAGCUGCUGCUGUACGCCGGCCUGUCCCUGUCCCUCUGCGCACUGGGCAUGCUGGCCGUGGCGAUGUGCUCCGACCACUGGUACGAGACUGACGCCCGCAGGUACAGGGAGCGGUGCCGGAGCUUCUCCAGCCGCCGCAAGGACCCGGGCUUCAUCUACAUCCCCAACAACAGCCUGCCUCUGCGGGCCGGCCGGAGCAGCCCGCCCCGCCGGGACCAGAGGCUGCUGCUGGGCCGGAGCCGGCGGCGGCUGCUCGCCAUGAGCGCCAAGGACGAGUGCAGCAGGCGGGACAACUCAACCAACAUGGGGCUGUGGAGGAGAUGCCACCGGCUCGGCUUCGACCAGGACAUCGAGGAUCUCAUCCGUCAAG